Messenger RNA from Eucalyptus grandis, 386 nucleotides. RefSeq names its product protein argonaute 16-like. Gene Ontology annotation, cellular component: cytoplasm. The transcript has 3 exons. Gene Ontology annotation, molecular function: nucleic acid binding. The record is from RefSeq and is a predicted model, not a curated record. Gene Ontology annotation, biological process: regulatory ncRNA-mediated post-transcriptional gene silencing. The coding region runs from base 41 to 325 and encodes 94 amino acids. Lineage: Eukaryota; Viridiplantae; Streptophyta; Magnoliopsida; Myrtales; Myrtaceae.
UCUUCUAUUCCUGUGGUUUCCAAGGUUCCCAGUUCCCACCAUGAUCCUUGGAAUGGAUGUGUCUCAUGGCUCUCCUGGGCAUUCUGAUAUUCCGUCCAUUGCUGCGGUGGUAAGCUCUCGCCAAUGGCCACUAAUUUCUCGUUACAGAGCAACUGUUCAUACUCAUUCCCCUAAAGUAGAAAUGAUAGACUCUCUGUUUAAAAAGGUGUCUGACAAAAAGGAUCAACGUAUCAUAAGAGAGCUUCUCUUGGACUUUUAUGUGAGUUCCGGCAAAAGGAAACCUGACCAGAUUAUCAUAUUCAGGUCUGUAUCUUUAAUGAUGUGAUGUCUUAAGUGUGCUUGAUUUAAUGCAUUAUCUAUAUUACCAAUCCUCUUUUAAGAGGACU